AUGAUUUUUUAUAAAAAUAAUACGUUUAGAUAUCAUUAUUUGGAACCUGAAGCUACUCAUAAAGUAUCAUUACCGGAUGGAAGGGUAGAAACACAAGCUGAACUAGAUAAAAUGAAUAGUGAGCACGCAGAGAAAAUAAAAAAUUUUAAACAACAAUCUAGCAAAUUGACUAAAGCUUUUAAUGACAUUAAAAAUUGCAACACUAUUGAGGAAUUGAAUAAAGUUGAGGAAAGCUCAAAAGAAGAAUUAGAUCUUAUUAUUGAAACCUAUGAUCCUGUAAGAUUGGUGGAACUUUAUCCUGAACAUAGACCUGAUUCAGAAUUAAAUCAUCAAACUGUGUUGAUGCAAGAAGAAAUUAUUAAUGAAAGUUCAUUGUUGUCAUCAUCUGUUCCUCAUAAUAUAGAAUAG
Molecule: messenger RNA, 408 nt
Organism: Entrophospora sp. SA101
Lineage: Eukaryota; Fungi; Glomeromycota; Glomeromycetes; Entrophosporales; Entrophosporaceae
Source: the annotation of a GenBank genome assembly